This is a messenger RNA of Penicillium angulare, 555 nucleotides long. RefSeq names its product DUF3237 domain-containing protein. Lineage: Eukaryota; Fungi; Ascomycota; Eurotiomycetes; Eurotiales; Aspergillaceae. The record is from RefSeq and is a predicted model, not a curated record. The transcript is spliced from 3 exons. The coding region runs from base 1 to 555 and encodes 184 amino acids.
AUGUAUCUGAACAAGCUACUUAAAAGCGUUUUGACCAUUCUCCCACUAUCAACCUUACAAGCUGUCCACGCAGCAUCAACGCCCCCCACACCAGACCUAAGUUUCCUCUACACAGCAUACGUCCUCUGUUCCCCAAGUAUCUACGAAACACAAGGACCCUCUGGAAUCCAAAAAGCCAUCCCUAUCAUAGGCGGAAACUUCACUGGGCCCCGUCUCAGUGGGAAAAUUCUAGAUCUUGGCGCUGACUGGGGUAGCACGGAUCCCCAGACUGGUAUUUUCUCCGCAAACACGAGAUACAAUCUGCAAACGCACGAUGGAGCCAAUCUCUUUUUACAAACUUCUGGUCCGAAGCAGAAGGAUGGAAACUUGCAUUUGAAAAUUGAUAUCAUGACUGGGGAUAAGCGAUAUUACUGGGUGAAUAAUAUUGUUGCUUUUGGGAUAUUGCAUGGUGUUGGAGAGAGUGAUGAGGGGAUCUCGACUUUGCGGAUUGAUGCUUGGCAUAUGACCUCUGAGUGGAAUUCAACUACUUUUGUGAACGGAUCAACUUAUCAUUAA